CACUACGGUAUCAUUAAGCGUUCGAGUACGGUCUGAAACAGUCAUAAAACGACACAAAACAACAAACAUGAGCGGAAGAGGCAAAGCAGGAAAAUCGAAGGGAGGCAAAUCCAAGACCAGGUCGUCCCGUGCCGGACUCCAGUUCCCGGUCGGUCGUAUCCACCGUCUGUUGAGAAAAGGAAACUACGCCGAACGCGUCGGAGCCGGAGCACCCGUGUACCUGGCCGCCGUCAUGGAAUACUUGGCCGCUGAAGUCUUGGAAUUGGCCGGUAACGCCGCCCGUGACAACAAGAAGUCUCGUAUCAUUCCCAGACACUUGCAAUUGGCCAUCAGAAACGACGAGGAGUUGAACAAAUUGUUGUCCGGUGUUACCAUCGCUCAAGGCGGUGUGUUGCCCAACAUCCAAGCCGUUCUUUUGCCUAAAAAGACCGAAAAGAAAGUCUAAAACUUUACUGUCACUAGAUUAUUUAUUAAAAAGGCCCUUUUCAG
This is a messenger RNA of Melanaphis sacchari, 489 nucleotides long. RefSeq names its product histone H2A-like. Lineage: Eukaryota; Metazoa; Arthropoda; Insecta; Hemiptera; Aphididae. The transcript has a single exon. Gene Ontology annotation, molecular function: protein heterodimerization activity; DNA binding; structural constituent of chromatin. The record is from RefSeq and is a predicted model, not a curated record. Gene Ontology annotation, cellular component: nucleosome. Bases 68 to 445 code for a protein of 125 amino acids.